Messenger RNA from Helianthus annuus (common sunflower), 744 nucleotides. RefSeq lists its product as uncharacterized. The transcript has a single exon. NCBI's taxonomy places the organism in Eukaryota, Viridiplantae, Streptophyta, Magnoliopsida, Asterales, Asteraceae. The record is from RefSeq and is a predicted model, not a curated record. Bases 1 to 744 code for a protein of 247 amino acids.
AUGGUGGCAGACCGAUGGGCCAACAGCGAUUCUGGGCACAUCUUUUACUGGGCCUGGGCUCGGCCAGAGCUUGGAUCUGAAGCGGCUCAUCAGUUGCAGGGGUUAAUUAGUAUGCUAGAAGACUGGAAUGGCUCAACGGAUGCGGACGUUUGGAAAUGGAAUCAUGAUCCAGAUGGGAAUUUUUCUGUUUCGAAUGUUAAAAAGUUGCUUGGUUCUGUGGAUCGAAACAGGCCUGAAAGAGUAUUUGAAUGGAACAAUUGGGUUCCGAAAAAGGUCGGUAUUGUAGCUUGGCGAGCGGAGAUGGAAAGAUUGCCGACAAAGUGUGCAUUAGCCAGAAGAAACGUCCCGGUUCCAAAUCAACUGUGUGUUUUAUGCGGAGAGUAUGUAGAGACAUCAGAGCAUGUAUUUGUUUCAUGUCAUUUUGCGCAAACGUUAUGGCAAAACGUGGCGGGAUGGUGCAAGAUUCCGCCGGUAAUUGCGUUCGGCAUUGGUGAUUUACUAAAGCUGCAUGAAUCGAGUUCGGGUUCGAGAAAGGUGAGGAAAGUAAUACAUGCUUUAGUUUUGGUGACGUUUUGGAGUAUUUGGAAGACUAGAAACGAAGUGGUUUUUAGACAAGUGAAUGCAAAUACGACAAGGAGUUUGGACGAGAUCAAGUCGGUAACGUAUCUAUGGGUCAAAUCUAGAGCAAAAGUGGCGGCUUUGAGUUGGGAAGAUUGGAGUCGGUUUAGCUUGGGUGUCUUGUGA